Messenger RNA from Paramuricea clavata, 1075 nucleotides. NCBI's taxonomy places the organism in Eukaryota, Metazoa, Cnidaria, Anthozoa, Malacalcyonacea, Plexauridae. The record is from the annotation of a GenBank genome assembly.
UGAAAUUGGCCUUCACAGUGUACUUUUUACUUUCUUCCCCAGGUACAGUUACAUGAUCGACAACAUAAUUCUAUUGAUAACUGGCACCCUUCAUGAGAGGACAAUUACAGAACUCAUACCAAAAUGUCAUCCACUUGGAAGUUUUGAAGAAAUGGCUUCCAUCAACAUUGCUUCCACGCCUGUCGAGCUGUACAAUGCUGUCUUGGUUGAUACACCACUAGGUAAAAAACUGUUUAUCUCUCUUCAACAUGACAUCAUAAAGCAGGGCUUUCAGAAUUAUUCUGAGUAGGUGACUGUGUUGAUAAAAUAGGUGGCUGUGGGGACCGGUCUAGGGAGUCUUAGGGCCUGUUCAUAUGGGCAAAAGUUAUCCCGGUUAGCGAGAAAACUUUUCGACAAGUUUACAUGCGAGAUCUCGCCUUGUUAUGAAAAUAAUAUGAAAAGCUACACUUUCAUAUAAGACAAAAAGUUUUUCCGUGUACCGAGAUCUCGUUUGAUGACAGGCGAGAUCCCGGUGACCGUGAUGUUUUUCCCAUAUGAACACAACUUUCCCGCUUAGCGGGAUAACUUUCUGUCGUGUCAGCAACUUUUCAAUUCAAUUGAUGUUCAGUGCUACGUCACACCCGGGAACUUUUCCCGGUAAGCGGGAUAACGUUUCUACAUAUGAACAGAACAAAAUUAUUUGGCUAAUCGAAACGUUUUCUCAUUAACCGGGAUAACUUUUGCCCAUAUGAACAGGCCCUUAGGGGAAUAGGCUAGUGAGAAAACUUUUCGACAAGUUUACAAGCGAGAUCUCGAGGUUUCAAAAUAAAGGCCUGUUGAUGACCAAAGUUGCAUGAUGCCAUAUUUCACUUUGAGAAAUGGCAGGCAAAAAGUUUUUUGAAUAUUCGAGUCAAAAAUAACAUACUAGGUGAAAUUCUACAGAUUGUUGCAAGCAAGUUAAAUGUAAAAUUGAAUUGUGAUUGUGAAAAGUGAAUCAUUAUUUUGCUUUCGUAGCUCCGUUCUUUGUGAACUGUAUAUCUGAGCAAGAUUUGGAUGAGAUGAAUGUGGAGCUUAUCCGAAAUACAUUGUAUAAGGU